Erigeron canadensis is the source of this 954-nucleotide messenger RNA. RefSeq lists its product as uncharacterized. NCBI's taxonomy places the organism in Eukaryota, Viridiplantae, Streptophyta, Magnoliopsida, Asterales, Asteraceae. The coding region runs from base 1 to 954 and encodes 317 amino acids. The record is from RefSeq and is a predicted model, not a curated record. The transcript has 3 exons.
AUGCCGGAUCCGUGGCACGUUUAUGGAAUAAUUACUUUUCCGAUGCACCAACGUUCCCGGUCGAUUAUUUCCGACGAAGAUUUCGAAUGCGCAAACAUAUGUUUAUCCGCAUAUGCCAAGCUAUACACAGCUUUAGCGCCAUCGAACCCCUACCCAAACACUUUCAGUUUUUUCAAAAAAAUCAAACCAAUUGCUCUGGUAGGCAUGGUUUCAACAUUUUCCAAAAAUGUACUUCCGCCAUACGUCAACUGGCAUAUGAAUGAGUACUUGAGAAGGCCGACAAGUGAAGAUGUCCAACGUUUGGUAAGUAAGCAUGAACAGAUACAUGGUUUUCCUGGUAUGCUUGGUAUUAUUGAUUGUAUGCAUUGGGGUUGGAGAAAUUGUCCGGUGGCUUGGCAAGGGCAGUACACACGAGGCGACAAAGGACAUCCAGCGAUCAUGCUUAAAGCAAUAGCUUCGGCUCCUGCACUCCAAUAUACUGUUAACGGUGAAGAGUUUACCAAGGGAUAUUAUCUAGCUGACGGUAUUUAUCCGGAAUGGGUGACACUAGUCAAGUCUUUUAAAUCCCCGAUGGAUCCAAAGAGUGGAAAGUUCAAACGCUAUCAAGAGGCUGCAAGAAAGGAUGUCGAACGAGCUUUCGGAGUGCUUCAAGGUCGUUGGGCAAUCCUUAAACAUAAUGCCCGCCCGUUUUCGGUGAACAAAAUAAAACGUAUUAUGUAUGCUUGUGUUAUUCUACACAACAUGAUUGUUCAAGACAACGGUAACGCAAUAUCCGACUUUGAGGAAGAUUAUUUGUCCGAUCCAACUAAUGUGACAACACGUACGUGGGAUGAAAGGGUUGCAACGCAAAUGCGGGCCUUCAGGGAGUUACGUGAUAGAAGGACGUACCAUCGACUUCGCAAUGCUCUAGUGGAACAUGUUUGGAACCUCCCGGAAAAUUACCGUCGACGUUGA